Messenger RNA from Homo sapiens (human), 6112 nucleotides. It is a transcript of the gene NAA50, whose product is annotated as N-alpha-acetyltransferase 50, NatE catalytic subunit. Gene Ontology annotation, molecular function: acyltransferase activity, transferring groups other than amino-acyl groups; protein N-terminal-methionine acetyltransferase activity. The transcript has 5 exons. Gene Ontology annotation, cellular component: cytoplasm; nucleus. The record is from RefSeq and is marked validated. Lineage: Eukaryota; Metazoa; Chordata; Mammalia; Primates; Hominidae. Bases 301 to 810 code for a protein of 169 amino acids. Gene Ontology annotation, biological process: chromatin remodeling; post-translational protein modification.
GAAAGGUCACAGCGCGGCAGCGGGUCUGGCUGGCGGCAGCGGCGGGAGGGAGCCGAGAGACCCGAGUGCACGUGUGGAGAAGCGGCGGCACAAGCGCGGCGGCGGGAGACACUCCCGCCCCCACCAGACUCAAGCCCUCACUCGACUCUCGCGGCCUUCGUUGCUCGCACAGCUCCCUGCCCAGGCUAGGAGGCCGGCUUGCGGGGUUGAGUGGCCCGAGCUAAGGGUGCGGAGACCUAAGGGCGGCGACUACGACGGCGUUGAUAUCGGUGGUAACGACGGCCUCAGCAGGCGGGGAAGAUGAAAGGUAGCCGGAUCGAGCUGGGAGAUGUGACACCACACAAUAUUAAACAGUUGAAAAGAUUGAAUCAGGUCAUCUUUCCAGUCAGCUACAAUGACAAGUUCUACAAGGAUGUGCUGGAGGUUGGCGAGCUAGCAAAACUUGCCUAUUUCAAUGAUAUUGCUGUAGGUGCAGUAUGCUGUAGGGUGGAUCAUUCACAGAAUCAGAAGAGACUUUACAUCAUGACACUAGGAUGUCUGGCACCUUACCGAAGGCUAGGAAUAGGAACUAAAAUGUUAAAUCAUGUCUUAAACAUCUGUGAAAAAGAUGGUACUUUUGACAACAUUUAUCUGCAUGUCCAGAUCAGCAAUGAGUCGGCAAUUGACUUCUACAGGAAGUUUGGCUUUGAGAUUAUUGAGACAAAGAAGAACUACUAUAAGAGGAUAGAGCCCGCAGAUGCUCAUGUGCUGCAGAAAAACCUCAAAGUUCCUUCUGGUCAGAAUGCAGAUGUGCAAAAGACAGACAACUGAACAAAUUACAAAUGAACUUUCUUGCACUUGCUUGUCGCCAAAUAAAAGAGAGGCCCAUUGAUUCCUCCCCCACCCCAACACUUUUCUUUUAAAGCUUUUCUCCCUCCUUGUUCUUGUUUUUCUUUCUUCCUUUCCUUUUCUCUGAGAGUUUUAAUACUUUCAAGGACUUUAAAAAAAUAAUCAUGUUUGAAUUGUUUUCUCUUAUUUUUGUGAGGUGGUUUGAAGGAAGGACAAGGUAGAUCUGUUUAGUUUUGCAGUUGAAGUUAGAUGGUCCUAAACAUUUAAUUGUCAAAUAAUUUCAAAUUUAAUGUCCUGCUUUCACAUUGAAGGGCAGAGCCUACAAAACAUUGUAUAUUUCAAAAGACAAAAAGAAGCAGCAGCAGUAUCUUGUUCUCUAAUUCAUAGACAAGUUGAGUGUGUUUGUGGUACUUUGGGUUUUUAAACACUUUGGGAUACUAAUCCCUAGACAUUGCCUUCACUCCACCUUUAGUCCUUCUGAGCACUCUCUCGGGAGUUGGAACAUUGUUAUCCUUGUAAGAAAUACUAAGCUUAUGUUGAUUUUUAAGUAAUUAUAUCUUCUCUUCUUGCUGGUGGGUGGGGCAGUUUGGUUUAGUGUUAUACUUUGGUCUAAGUAUUUGAGUUAAACUGCUUUUUUGCUAAUGAGUGGGCUGGUUGUUAGCAGGUUUGUUUUUCCUGCUGUUGAUUGUUACUAGUGGCAUUAACUUUUAGAAUUUGGGCUGGUGAGAUUAAUUUUUUUUAAUAUCCCAGCUAGAGAUAUGGCCUUUAACUGACCUAAAGAGGUGUGUUGUGAUUUAAUUUUUUCCCGUUCCUUUUUCUUCAGUAAACCCAACAAUAGUCUAACCUUAAAAAUUGAGUUGAUGUCCUUAUAGGUCACUACCCCUAAAUAAACCUGAAGCAGGUGUUUUCUCUUGGACAUACUAAAAAAUACCUAAAAGGAAGCUUAGAUGGGCUGUGACACAAAAAAUUCAAUUACUGUCAUCUAAUGCCAGCUGUUAAAAGUGUGGCCACUGAGCAUUUGAUUUUAUAGGAAAAAAUAGUAUUUUUGAGAAUAACAUAGCUGUGCUAUUGCACAUCUGUUGGAGGACAUCCCAGAUUUGCUUAUACUCAGUGCCUGUGAUAUUGAGUUUAAGGAUUUGAGGCAGGGGUAAUUAUUAAACAUAUUGCUUCUAUUCUUGGAAAAAUAGAAGUGUAAAAUGUUAAUAAUACAAAUGUCACUGUGACCUCCUCCACUGAGAGGACUGGUUUAUGCCAGAUCAUUUUCCGGCACACACGGAGUGGCUUUGACAGAUUGAUAACUUUGUAAGAUGGGAGACAUCUGAAAUAUUCAUGUUUUCCUUUUGUAGUCCCAUCUCCACUAUUUAGAAAUGUUCUCAGACUUUAAAAUAAUGCACAGGGCUUGAGCUUUCUGUCAUUUGACUUUAAAAGGAAGUUUCAUUCAUAUUUAUCCUCUUAUGUAAAAUUGCGGUAUAAAGUCUCAUUUCCAAAUAUGUUAAAUGACAAAAUUAUUUUAUAAAAUGUUUAUGCACACUUUAUAACCUUAAGUUUUUAUUUGAGAAUGUGAAAGUACAAAGUGCAGUAGACUUCAACAAUCUUGAGUGCCAAGAAUAAUACAGAAAAAGAAGACAGUUGAUGAAUGAGUUUAUAGGGUUCUAAUCUUAAGAUGGUAAAAAUGUAGAAAGACCUUGCUGGUUUUUUGGGGGUAUUCGUUUCUUAAACAAUCCAAAUCUAAGCUUAGAAGAAAAGUUUAGCGUUAAGCACCUUUAUCUUCAUGAAUAAGCUUCAGCUUGCUCUUGGCAAGAGAAGAGUGCUUGAGUUACAGAAGGCAUAAGUAGUUUGAAGAAUGCAGCAGCCUUUUUGUAAACUUCCCAGAUAUCAAAAUAGACUUUGAUAUAUAAAUGGUUUUCUGAGAUGACACUGCCUCUAUUUCUAUAACCAUUUCACCUGGACUAUCUAAUCAGUCCUAUGAAUGUAUCCCUAAAUGUGGUUAUUGAAAACCUAAUAGCUGCCUCAUGACAAGUACAUGUUAUUUAAGGAGGAAAAAAUAUUAAAUUUUGAAUUGAGUGUGUAGGCUCCCUAUCAUUAUAUAUAGAGUUUCUUUUUCCACGGUAGUCAGUGACUUAACCUGAAUUGUAAAUGUUUGUAAAGGGUUAAUUGUCCUACAUCAAACUUAGUUAAAUAAUUCCAUCCACUUAUGGAGGAGGAGGAGAAUGUGGAAGAGGUAAAAAGCUGGGCACAAGUUCAUAUGCCUAUGAGUCAGUAAAGACUGAAGUAAUGUCCUAUGUUGAGCUGGUUAUUUUGAUAUAUGAUAAUAAUUAUCUUUGAAGUAGAACAAUUCUGUUAACUGGAAAAUCACAGGAUAUAUCCAUCAUAUUUUUCAGGACAGAUAGUUUUUACUGUGGGGCAAAUAGGUUAAAAUUACACUAUGUUAGUUGCAUUUAGGUUUUAAAGCAAAGAAUCUGUAGAGAAAUCUAUGCAAUAUAUAGUUUGUCCAGAUUAGCUUUCAUUUGGGGAAUGAAGUUCUGAAAUAUCUAAAGCAGUUUACUCAUCAAUUGAAAAGUCCUCCAAAAAGAGAACUAUUGGGAAACCAUGGUGUGGUGGUGGAAAAGAAAAGCUCCCUCAGUUUUUUGGAGGGAAUAACUUAAAAAAAUACUUAAAUGGCUAAGUUUACUUGGUGCAGUUAAGAAUUAAACUUGUCAAUUUUAACAUUGCUGUUACAUCUGAAAUAAACUUAUGUGAUGUUCUGGUAGUGAUCUGUGAUAUCUGUAAAUGUCAAAACUGUAUUGUUGAAUUCUGCAGCCAGCAACCGUACAUACUCAUUGUGUAGUGUUUCCCUUACUGCUUUUAUUUACUUUCACAUUUAAGAUCUAAUUUUAAAAUCAUUAAAAUAGGCCAAGUGUAAUUAAGGCAUCCUAAUUCAGAUCUUCUGUGACUUGCUAGGUACAGUGCCCAAUAUCUACAAUUCAGUUCCAAUGAGAGGGAAAAAGUAAGAUCCAAGGAACUGUCUUGCUGCUGUAUUUUUAAUGUAAUUAUUAGAAAUACUUGACACUUUAGGCUGCAAUCUAGUUAGUAAUGUUUAUUGGCUACAGACAACAUAUUCAGGUGUUUUGUUUUUCUUCCUUGUAAGGAAGGAGUACGGUAGUUCAAUGAGUUGGGAAUUGGCUUUUAAGCUUUUUAUCAAACAUGAAUUUAAGAUUUUUUCUUUAACAGAAUUCAGUAUUUAAUAUUUCUAGUCAAAAUUGUUAUAAUUAGAUUUUUGCUUUUUUCAUUUAAGAAGCAAUGAGUGAUCCUUGUCUAGUGUGUCUCAGUUAUUACUGUAGUUUAAAACAACAAACAAGUAUUACCUUCCACAGUUCUGGAUCAGGAAUCUAGGAGCUGCUUAACUGGGUGGUUCUGUCUUGAGAUCUCAGAAGGUUGCAGUCAAGCUGUUAGCCAGGACUGUACCAUCUUGAAGCUUGACAAGGCUAGAGGAGCCAUUUCCAAGAUGUCUUGCUUACGUGGCUCUUGGGCUUCUGUUCCUCACUGUGUGGGUAUCACACACAGUGCCUGAUGCUCACGUGGCUCUUGGGCUUCAGUUCCUUGGGCACCAGUUGCCUGGUGGACAACUGGUAUGUGGCUUCCCCUAGAGCAGGUGAUAUAAGAAAGUGAGCAGAAACCAUACUUUUUUAUGACGUAGCCUCAGGUGACAUUAUUUCUGCCAUAUUCCAUGAGUCACACAGACCAACCAUUGAAUCAGCUUGGUAUAGUGUGGGAGGGGACUGCACAAGGAUGUGAAUACUGGGAGGUGGAUAUCAUUGGGCCCUCUAGGAGACUGGCUAUCACUGCUCAGAGAAGAUGCUGGGCUUCGUUGACUCCCAAGGUCAGGGUAGUUUUGGUUAGGUUGUGUUUUAUUAGUCUCUAAAAGGAGUAGUUUUCUAAAUGAGGGUUAUAAAGCACUGCACUUUACAGUUAUUCGGGAUAUAAAAGAAAUAGUGGGUCUAAAGGCUGUGCUCUUGUGGUUGGGUUUUCAGUGGGGAGGGGAGACUAGUCUGUCUCAGACUGAUGCUGUUCUCACUGAUUUGAAUAUUUCUGGGAAAUUGGAUACUACAGUCACAAAUAGGAACAGUAAGCCUAUAGAAGUUUUUCAGGGAGUAAAUAUUUUCUAUGGCAGUGUCCUGAAUUGGUUCUCCCUUGCAAGACUGAACUGUAGGAACUUAGUCCUAGUUUAUGAUACAGCCAAGUAACAUAGUCACAUGGGAAAAAGAGCUUGAGUCAGAUUUCUUAAUGUGUGUUGUUAACUUGGUAGAACAUUGAGAAUUAUUUAAGUCAGAGAACGAUCUGUUACUGGGGCAGAAAUUCUCAACCUUUUCAGUUCUCCAAAAUUUAAGAUACUUGAUUUCUUAGGUAAAAUGUUUUUGUUUUUGUUUUGGAGACAGAGUCUCGCUCUGUCGCCCAGGCUGGAGUGCAGUGGCGCGAUCUUGGCUCACUGCAAACUCCGCCUCCCAGAUUCAAGCAAUUCUGCCUGAGCCUCCCAAGUAGCUGCGACUAGAAAGCGCAUGCCACCACGCCUGGCUAAUUUUUUGUAUUUUAGUAGAGAUGGGGGUUUCACCGUGUUGCCCAGGCUGGUCUCAAACUCCUGAGCUUAGGCAAUCCUCCUGGGGCAGCCUCCCAAAGUGCUAGGAUUACAGGCGAGCCAUGGCGCCUGGCCAGUAAAAUGUUUUCUAUCUAGAAUGAAUCAAGGUAUUUUCCUUGCUCAGUAGCUUCUAGAAUAAGAAAAAAAUAGCAGCAAGAUCUGAUUCAGAAAUAGUUGGGAGCAGAAAGUUAAUAUGAAGGAGUUGCUACUUGUUAACAGCCUAGAGUUGAGAUCUAGAAGAAUUAUUACCUUUUUAAAUUUGUGAUGAAAGCUUAAAUCCAGCAUUUGGGAAGUUACUCUAUUGGCUGAACUAUUUUGGAGUUUGUAAGCUUUGUAUUAGAUAUUCCUGAUUUAACUGAAACUAAUUUGCCACAUAGCUUUAAUUUCAUCCCAGUUUUACUUGUUUUACUGUCCUCAAAAACUCAAGACAUCUGAACUCAAAGGAUCUAAGCAGUAUAAAUUAAAGCACAUGUUGAAUCACUGUAGCUUUCGUAGGACAUCUGAUUAUAAUGCUUUUCUUUGUUUCUUUGUCCAUACUGAACUUGUCUAGUUUAUCUUUGAGAAACAUUUGCUAGUAUCAAAAAUCUUCUGUAAAGAUUUGAACAAUCUUGAAUUCUCCUUGUCACUAGCCAUCUCUUCCCCUAAAGUAUAAUAAAACUGUCAGGUACUAUA